This is a messenger RNA of Cryphonectria parasitica EP155, 1227 nucleotides long. RefSeq names its product putative serine endopeptidase. The transcript has 6 exons. The record is from RefSeq and is a predicted model, not a curated record. Bases 1 to 1227 code for a protein of 408 amino acids. Gene Ontology annotation, molecular function: serine-type endopeptidase activity. Lineage: Eukaryota; Fungi; Ascomycota; Sordariomycetes; Diaporthales; Cryphonectriaceae. Gene Ontology annotation, biological process: proteolysis.
AUGGAGCUGGCCUCUUUCUUCAUCUUCACCCUAGCCCUCCUAAACACUCUCACCUUGCGGGUGCCCAUCGCCAACCCAACUGCCAAGAACAUUAUCCAAAACUCCUACAUUGUUGUUUACAACGAGAGCUGUUCCGAUGACGAAGUCGUCGCCCACCAGGCACACUGGACGGUUACCAUGGCGAGGCGCAACAUUGGCAAGCGCAGCAACAUCGGUGACCGCUUUCUCAGCACAACGGUUAAAACGUUCAGCAUCGGCACUGUCAGGGCGAUGGCGCUGGAUGCGGACGAUCAGUCCGCUAUCGAGAUCAACCAGGCCGACGAGGUUGCGUUCAUCGAGAGCGACACGCAGAUGCACAUCGAGACUCUGAUCACGCAAGACGACGCCACCACAGGCCUCGCUCGUUUGUCGGCCUCGCAGCCGGGCGGUUUGAAUUACUCGUACGACGACAGCGCCGGAGAGGGAAUCACAGUCUUUGUGAUCGAUACAGGGAUCAUGACAAACCACACCCAGUUCCAGGGCAGGGCUACGCUUGGAUUCAAUGCUGUGAACGACAUUAAUACCGAUGAAAAUGGACAUGGUAGCCAUGUUGCAGGCACAAUCGGUGGCUACACCUUCGGCGUGGCCAAGAAAGUCUCACUCGUCGGCGUCAAGGUCCUUGAUGCGAGCGGUGAGGGGUCGUACUCUGGUAUCCUCAGCGGAAUAGAGUAUGUUGUCGAUACAAUUAAAGCUGGAAACCUCUCUGGGAAGGCUGUGGUGAAUAUGUCGUUGGGCGGGUCCAAGUCCCAAGCCAUCAACCAAGCCAUCACUGCCGUCCGCAUCGCUGGAGCCGUGCCGGUUGUGGCUGCCGGAAAUGAUCACGAAGAUGCUUCCAACGACAGCCCCGCCUCGGCCCCAGGUGCCAUCACCGUCGGCGCCAUCGACCAGACGACAGACCAAAGGGCUUGGUUCAGCAACUUCGGGCAGGUCGUGGAUGUAUUUGCGCCGGGCGUCAACGUCGAGAGCGUUGGCAUACAGAACACAACAGCAACCAAGACCGAGGACGGCACGAGCAUGGCUUCUCCACACGUUGCAGGGCUGGCUGCGUACCUUAUGGCCCUGCACAAUAUCACCGAUGUCGGUGUGGUGGAGGCCACGAUACUCGGCCUGGCCGGGGCCACAAACUCAUCCGUGAUGGAAAACGCGAUGUUGACCACCGACUUGAUUGCGAACAAUGGACAUCUAUAG